AUGGCCGACUGCAGGUCCGGGUCGCGGCCCUCCUCGGGCUUUUCUGUUCUCACGGCAGGCCCCCGGGGGCCGGGCCUCAAGGCGGUGGAGGUAUGCUCGCUGUCGACACCGCUGAGCUGCAGCAGUUCCACCCUGUCGCUGUUGUCUCCCCUCGGCCACCAGAGCUUCCCGUUUGACAACGACGAUGGUGACGGGGAGGAGGAGGAGGAUGUGGACGAAGAUGCUUAUGACUCAGAGGCCAAGGCGGAGAGCCUGAGAGGAGUGGAGUUACAGGGGUGCACCAGCACGGUUGGAUCCGAAGAUAACCAAGAAGAACAGAAGCAGGUGCGCUCACCAGAAAGCAGCCUGACACCGUGGGAAGUGUGGUUUGUUGGCAAAGAAAAAGUAGAACGUGACCGUCUGCAACAGAAGGCUCUAGAGGAAUUAAAUCAACAGCUAGAAAAAAAGAAAGAAGUGGAAGACCGUGAAAAGAGAAAGAUAAUUGCUGAAGAAAAGCACAAGGAAUGGGUUCAGAAGAAGAAUGAACAGAAAAGAAAAGAAAGGGAACAAAAAAUUAAUAAGGAAAUGAAAGAAAAAGCAGCAAAGGAACUGGAGAAAGAACAUUUACAAGAAAAAGCAAAGGAAAAAUAUCAAGAAUGGUUAAAGAAAAAAAACGCUGAAGAAUGCGAAAAGAAGAAGAAAGAAAAGGAAAAAGAAAAACAACGGCAGGCUGAAUUACAGGAAAAAAAGGAAAUAGCAGAAAAAAAGUUUAAGGAAUGGUUGGAAUAUGCAAAAAAUAAACCUCGUCCAGCUGCGAAGAGCUAUGGUUAUGCCAAUGGAAAACUCACAGGUUUUUACAGUGGGAAUUCUUAUCCAGAACCAGCCUUUUAUAAUCCAAUUCCAUGGAAACCAAUUCCUAUGCCUCCUUCCAAAGAAGUGAAGGAUCUAUCAGGAAAGAAGACUAAAAGGCCUGUGAUAAGCCAGCCACACAGGGCAUCCUCUCUGGUAAUGCAUAAAGCUAGAAGCAAUCUUUGCCUUGGAACUCUAUGCAAAAUACAGAGAUAG
Messenger RNA from Budorcas taxicolor (takin), 1044 nucleotides. It is a transcript of the gene CCDC34, whose product is annotated as coiled-coil domain containing 34. The record is from RefSeq and is a predicted model, not a curated record. The transcript is spliced from 6 exons. The coding region runs from base 1 to 1044 and encodes 347 amino acids. NCBI's taxonomy places the organism in Eukaryota, Metazoa, Chordata, Mammalia, Artiodactyla, Bovidae.